Molecule: messenger RNA, 930 nt
Organism: Chrysochloris asiatica (Cape golden mole)
Lineage: Eukaryota; Metazoa; Chordata; Mammalia; Afrosoricida; Chrysochloridae
Gene: FN3KRP
Product: fructosamine 3 kinase related protein
Exons: 6
Coding region: 1-930 (309 amino acids)
Source: RefSeq, a predicted model, not a curated record
AUGGAGGCGCUGUUGAGGCGCGAACUGGGCUGCAGCUCUGUCAAGGCCACCGGCCACUCUGGGGGCGGGUGCAUUAGCCAGGGCCAGAGUUACGACACCGACAAAGGACGGGUGUUUGUGAAAGUGAACCCCAAGGCGGAGGCCCGGCGGAUGUUCGAAGGUGAGAUGGCGAGUCUUACUGCCAUCCUACGCACGGGCACAGUGCGGGUGCCCAAGCCCCUGGCGGUCCUUGACAGCCCCGGUGGUGGGAGCAUGCUUGUGAUGGAGCACGUGGACAUGCGGUACCUGAGCAGUCACGCUGCGACACUCGGAGCCCAGCUGGCCGAUCUGCACCUGGAGAAUCAACGGCUCGGGGAAGCACUCCGGAAGGAGAGCAGCACUGUGGGAAGGGGAGGAGGUCAGCCAGAACGUGCCUUUGUGAACCAGUUUGGAUUUGAUGUGGUGACCUGCUGUGGCUACCUCCCCCAGGUCAACACCUGGCAGAAGGACUGGGUCACAUUCUUCACCCGGCAGCGCAUACAGCCCCAGAUGGACAUGGUGGAGAGGGAGUCUGGGGACCGGGAGGCCCGUGAGCUCUGGGCCGCCCUGCAGCUGAAGAUCCCCGACCUGUUCCGGGAUUUGCAGGUGGUCCCUGCCCUGCUCCACGGUGACCUUUGGGGAGGAAACGUGGCUGAGGAUGCCUCGGGGCCUGUCAUUUUUGACCCAGCUUCAUUCUAUGGACACUCCGAGUAUGAGCUGGCAAUCGCUGGCAUGUUUGGGGGCUUCCAUAGUGCCUUUUACUCCGCUUACCACAGCAAGCUCCCCAAGGCCCCCGGCUUUGAGAAGCGGCUGCAACUCUACCAGCUCUUCCACUACCUGAACCACUGGAACCACUUUGGGUCGGGGUACCGGGGGUCCUCCCUGAAUGUCAUGAGGAACCUCACCCGGUGA